Zonotrichia leucophrys gambelii is the source of this 1991-nucleotide messenger RNA. RefSeq names its product HAUS augmin like complex subunit 1 (gene HAUS1). Gene Ontology annotation, cellular component: HAUS complex; cytosol. The coding region runs from base 83 to 949 and encodes 288 amino acids. Lineage: Eukaryota; Metazoa; Chordata; Aves; Passeriformes; Passerellidae. The record is from RefSeq and is a predicted model, not a curated record. The transcript is spliced from 9 exons. Gene Ontology annotation, biological process: centrosome cycle; spindle assembly.
CCAUCGCUAUUUCCCCCCGCUCCGGGGUAAGCCGCGGCGGCGCCGCCCCUCAGCCGCCCACUCCCGACAGGCUCCGGGCAGGAUGGCGGCGGCGGGAACACCGGGUGGCGAUUCCUUCCAGGAGAAGCUCACACGGGUUACUUUAUGGUUAAAGAAAUUAUAUGGGAGUGUGCCUAUUCCGGAAUAUGAGGUGAAUGAAAGGACAGUGGAUAUUUUACAUGAAAUUAUGGAGAGCAAUGAAGAGGCAGACAAGGAUGUUAUGUUGCUGAUAGAGGACAUGAAGGACAGAACAAGCAAAUAUAAAGCAGAAACUCGCUACUGGCGCAAUAUUCUUGGAGAAAGCCUGGGAUGUUUGGAAGGCAAUAUGUCCAAAGAGGCCAACGAUGACCUCACUGACCUGGUACAAAGUGCAGAAGAACUCAACGUGGAGGACACGUCUCUUACCAGCUUCUACAGUGCCAUCAAUGACAUGACCUUGGAACUGUAUAAAACAAAAUCAAAAAACAAAGAAAUGGAACAGAAAUUGAGGACCCUCACGAAAAAGCUAACUUCAGCGCUGAUGGUGGAAAAGCAGUUAGAGAAGGAUAUUGAAGACCUGAAGAAAUCUCAAGGAAUACAACAGGCCAAAGAAGAGACUCAAUUCAAGAACCUGGAGUUCCUGAAAAACAAAUCUAAGGAUCUGAAAAUAAGGAUCUCGGAUGCUCAGGCUGAGCUUGUUGGCAGGGGGUUGGACCAAUCCCUGACACAUGAGGCACUGGUGAAAUCAUCUGAGGAGCUGGCUGCACUGCGUGAAGAAAUAGAGCCAUUGAAGAUGGAACUGGCAUCCUAUCUUGAUUUACCUCUUAGCAUUCCCCUGGCACAGGUGAAGGUUGAAGAAGCAAGAAGAGAACUUAAAGCCUUGGAUGAAGAGCUCACAAAGGAGAUUGAGGAUCUCUGUCUUUCCAGCUGACAUAGCCCAGCAAACGCCAGCUCGCCUGGAGGGGCCUGCCUGCCUGGAACAUGAUUCUCCUUCUGUUGCCUACCUACUUGCACUAGCAAUGCACUUCAGAACUCUUACCUGUACCCUGGCAGCUUCCUGCUGUGUUCUCUCUGUCAGCCUUGUAUUUUUAAGCUUCACCUGUGUUUAAUUAAAUAGCAUCCAAACUUGCUGUUGUCUUUAUGAGUUAUUUUUCCCUCUGUGAUACGCACCUGUAAAGCAGCUCUAUGGAUAGUGCAGGCAGGCAUAGUUUUCUAACAAAACAAGCAAACAAACAAAAACACACAGUAAGACCUUUCUAGGUCUAAAACCAGUAUUUUUGCAGAACCCCUGUGGGACAUGAUGAUUUUGAAGUCAGAUUGCCCUUAACAAUUCUACCUCAAACGUCAUCUUCCAUGAGGGUUCCCUGAGCUCUGUUAUUUCCAUGCCAUCACCACACCAGCCUUCUACACUUUGAGAAGUGUUUUACAUAUGCCAGCUUUUAGAAACUGUUUGAUUCCAAAAGCCAAAAAUCAGAAAAUCUCCUGUGGGUAUGUGUCCUGGGGUGACAUUAUGAUGCUUGUAUCCCCAUUCACCUGUUCUGUGCUUUUAAGACCGGCUCUGAAGAGUGGAAGUUUUGUUUGGGUUUCUCUUAUCAGGGACACAGAGACAAGUGGUACAUAAGGCUGUUUUGUCACUUCUGGCUUACUUGCUGCUUUUGCUUGCUCUCUUUUUCUGCUCUUGUUUUUGCUCUGCUUUCGCCUCUGCUUAUUAGCUAGUUCUAGCUAAACAGUCCACAUUGCUUCCUGGACUGUUUCUCCUCUCCUGUUCCUGUGACCAUCUCGAACCUGCUCCGGACUGGGACCCGGGAACACCAAGGGUUCGGCUGCAGCGGCUGCCCCAGCGCCGGAGGGACUGAGAACAGAGCAACCACCCCCGAAAGAGACUUUCUGAUUUUGCCAUCUUUCUCAGAGCGGUGUCAUCUGAUAUUGUUCAUUUUGUGUGCUGGGCCAGUCAAAUAAACAGGUUCUUUCUA